Molecule: messenger RNA, 867 nt
Organism: Myodes glareolus (Bank vole)
Lineage: Eukaryota; Metazoa; Chordata; Mammalia; Rodentia; Cricetidae
Source: RefSeq, a predicted model, not a curated record
GUCUUUGGAACACAGUAAUAUCAUUCAUUUUUUUCAUGUUAUUGACAUGUGGUCAAAGACUUAUAUAGUCAUGGAGUAUGUAGCAGGAAAAGAUCUGCAGAUGUUCCUCUGUGAGGUUGGAUAUCUAAAGGAACAGGAUGCUAAACCCAUCUUCCAACAGGUUGUAUCAGCGGUGCACUUUCUCCACCAAAGACGCAUUGCGCAUCGUGAUAUUAAAUUGGAGAAUGUCCUUAUUGACAGAAAUGGCAACGUCAAGCUUUGUGAUUUUGGUAUGGCAAUUGAGCUCGCAGAGGGGCAGAUGUUGAUGCAAGUCUGUGGUUCGUUGCUCUAUAUGGCUCCAGAGAUCUUGGCAAUGGAACCUUAUGAUGGGCUGGCUGUUGACAUGUGGAGCUUGGGAGUCCUCCUAUAUGUACUGGUCACAGGGCAAUUUCCAUACACAGAAGACACAAUACAUGGUAUGCAUAGGCUCAUUACCAACACAAAGUGUCCCAUCCCCUACCACUUGUCAAAACCCUGUUACAUCAUCAUUGCACAAUUACUCAAGGUCCCCACCCAAGAGAGGAUAACAAUAUGUCAACUUCUGCAAAGACCGUGGCUGGGCCACAUUAAAAAACAUACAGCACCUACAACUAAAGAAAUCCUUCCAAGGCUUGUAGAGACUAUGUACACCAUGGGUUAUAACUUGGAAGAGAUUUUGUCAUCCAUAAAAUACAGGCAACCAAAUAAAGUAACAGCAACUUUUAAUAUUCUAAAACACAAAUUGAGCUGUGAGGACAGUUAUCAGCAAACUGGGCAUCCCUGUUUAAAAGCAGCCAUGUAGGUGCACAUCACCCUUUCUUCCAUUUGUAAAGGAGAACCAGUGAUCCA